Messenger RNA from Haliotis rufescens (red abalone), 3749 nucleotides. Its product is annotated as piggyBac transposable element-derived protein 4-like. The transcript has 2 exons. NCBI's taxonomy places the organism in Eukaryota, Metazoa, Mollusca, Gastropoda, Lepetellida, Haliotidae. The record is from RefSeq and is a predicted model, not a curated record. Bases 118 to 1839 code for a protein of 573 amino acids.
ACGAACCACAAGAUGGCGACUGGCAUCAACGUGAUUAUGUAACCACAUAUUUCAGGAAUACCAUAUAUUACGGCUCAUGCGCUUUCACUUCUAUGCAUAGGACAUAUAACAAAAGCUAUGUCAACAGAAGGCAAAGAAGUAUUUGAUUUAUCAUUUGUGCUGCAAGAUAGCGAUAGUGAGAAUGAAUCUGAUGAUCACCCAGCAUUGGAAUUAGUUGAUGGUUUGGAGGAUGAAAAGUGGGAUGCAGAUGAAAUGGAUGAGGAAGAUGUCCUUUAUUCCUGGGUAUCAAGUGAAAAUGUAUCUGCUAGGGGACCUAUGCAUUCAAUGUUAGAUCUGAAGUUCACUGAUGUCCCAGGCAGCAGAGUAAUAACAGUGGCUUGGAAACCAGUAGAUUAUUUUCUGGCAUACUUCCCACCUAGUCUAUUCAAGAGGAUUGCAGAGGAGACAAACAGAUAUGUUUCUCAGUUUGUUGCUGCGAAUCCUAAAUUACCAAUGUUCUCCCGUUUUCAAAACUACACACCAACUAAUGCUGAAGAACUCAUGGUUUUUGUUGCUCUAGAGAUGUCAAUGGGGAUGUGUGUUAAGGCAGAUGUGUCAGAGUACUGGAUCACCUCAGGUUUGAAUGUCACUCCAGUGUACAAGAAAAUGAUGUCCAGAGACAGAUUUAUAUGCCUGAGGUCCAUAUUACAUUUCAAUGACAAUUCCAUGUGUCCCGAGCCAGGAAGUGCGGAUUAUGAUCCAAUGUAUAAGGUGCGUCCUAUCAAUGAUGUCAUGAAAGAGCUGUGCCUACAAAAUUAUGUACCACAUGAAAAUCUGUGUGUCAAUGAGAGCAUGAGAUACAGAUGGAGGACCUUCAAGAAUCAGCUAGUGCCUUCAGAGCCCCAGAAUUUUGAUAUGAAAAUUUGGUGUCUGUGUGACAGCACUAAUGGAAUGUGCCUGAAUUGGAAGAUUCACUGCGGAGAAAAACCUUCAUCCAAUGGACUUGGGAUGGAUGUUGUGACAGAGUUAUCUGCUCCUUAUUUCAACACUUGCAGAGUUAUCUACCAUGGCAAGUUCUUCACAUCACCAGCUCUUGCGUUAUAUCUGUCAAAGAAAGGACUUGGGAGUUGUGGCCCUGUCUGUUUAAAAAGAGAUGACAUUCCAAAGGCAUUGCAGAAAUCACCAGGGAAGGUUGAUAGUGAGUCUGUAUUGUUCUACAAAGAUCAACCCACUGGUUUAGUGAUGUCUUCUUCAAGGUCUUGGAGUGAUCGAAGGAGAGUCAACUAUUUGUCUACUGUCCAUGGGAACGAGGUUGUUCAUAAACGGGUGACUAGUAGGAAGAGUCCACAAGGUCACCAAGAUGUCCAGAAACCAAAGAUGGUAGCCGAUGUGAAUGAGUUCAUGACCGGAGUCAAUUCCAUGAAUAAGUUCACAACAAAGUAUAUCAACAAGACCAAAUGCAGAAAAAACUACCUUAUCAUCUAUGACUUUCUCAAAGAAGUUGCUAUGUUCAAUGCCUACAUCCUCCACAAGGAAUCAACAGAGAAGGCUUGCAGCUACAGAUCAUUCAGGGACGAUGUUGUGCUAGGGCUCAUUGAGAUUUACCACAACACAGGCCAACCCUCUCCUAGGGUCCAUAGCUAUGACUCAACAUUUGUGCCUGAAAGAAUGAGAGGGAGACACUUCAUUGAGCAAAUGCAAGAAUGGAAAACACCUCGAGAUUGUGUUGUAUGUUCCGACAGGAAGACUCGUCAACGGCACCAGACUUCAAAUGGUUGCCCCGACUGUGGAGUAGCUCUGUGUGUUGGUAAAUGUUUCAAGAGGUACCACACCUGCUUUGAGUUCAAGCUUCAUAGCUAGUGCUAUGACGGGGAAGGACAUUUGUUUGCAUGAGCAUCUCCACAAAGCAUUGACAGACAACAGUAGAACAGAAGUCUCAUCUCAUGCUUUUGCUCCUGAGAUAUUGUCUGAUCAUGUGAAAAUGAUGACUAUAUCUUUUAGGCCAACAUUGCAACAUAACAAUUGUGUUUUGUUCAUUCUCUGUAUUUGUUUGAUGUUAUAUUUAGCUAAAUACUAACAGUCAGACUGUGGGUGAAUUGUAGACACAUUGAAGAAGCUAAAACGUUCAGCGAAGAUAAUUUUGUUCAGGGAUUGACCAUUUGAUAAUCAGUGUUGGGUUGGGUGGGGAAUGUUCGGAAUUUAUAUUUUUAAAUAAUUUGUUCCAGAAAAUACUUGAAAACUUAUUUCAUCCUUUGGUUUUACAGGAAAGAAACAUUGUUCGCUGGACAGUGGAUGUCCUGAAAAUAAUUAAAAAAUUCCAUAUCCUCUUUUCCGAGACAAAAAGUGCAUAUUUUCAAAAAGUGAAAAUAUCCCCCAUCUACCAAACGCACCAUGCACUGCUCAAAACUUCAGCAUUUUCAGAUAGUCAAAAAAUACCUCAGUGUGUUGGUUCUCUCCCACUCUCUCUGAUCCUAGAAAGGGCAAGGUAUCAUGAUAAGGGCCUUUAGGAUCUGCAUAGGUUCAGAAAUGACCAACACCUGUAGAAAUUGUUAUGGAUGUGUGCAACAUGAAUGAGAACUUUGCUUUGUUCAUUUCAGGACAACUAUAAUUAGACUUGUGGCAAAACUAAAUGUAAAGGUGAAACUCUCAUUUUAUAGGUUUUCAGGAAGCAUUUUUCUAAGCGUUAGAACAUGAGCAAGUCUUUGACCCAAGGAUUAGAAGUUCCUUGAGAAAUAUAUAGAUAAAGACAGCACAAACACAUGGUGAAAGGGUCAUGUUGGGUCACACACUUGCUUAUUAAAGAUUCAAUUUUUUUCUUUCAAGUUUGAAAAUGUUCUCUUUUUCAUCAUUAAUAUGUACCUAAUAACUGAAAAAUUAUAAAUAUGAUGCUCAAAUAGACAAUGUGGAUUUUGAGACUGAACAAUAUUCCCGCUGUGUACACAACAAACAACUUGUCUUAACUGACGAGGGUGUGAUUCCGUCUAAGUGGGUAGAUAUUAGGGUGCAAAAAUUGAAGGCAGAAUUUAAAUUGAAAUUUGUAAAGUAUUUUUUUAAAAGUCUUGAAAAAUGCAUACAACACAAUAUUAAGGCAACAGGGUUCAUCUUAAGGCCAAUCAAAAUGCAGUACUGUACACCUUAAUCUUCCACUGAAGAGAGGAAAGGUUUUCAUGUUAUGUGUUAUAUCACACUAUAAGGAAUUAGAAUAUGCUUAUGAUGACAGUAAUGUUUGCCUUUGAGCAUAGAAUUACAGUAUUGGUAGAACGAAUGUAAUGUUUGUGUUUACAAACGUGUUUGUUUGAAUAUUUCUUGUUGUUUAUUAAUUUUUCUUCAAAGAUGAAUUUGCAAACAGCCUCCUAAACCAUGUUGAAUCUACCUCUGACCUUGGAGACUUUAUCAGACCUAAGUGACAAUUAAUUCUAGAUUAUAAAAUGAUCAUCAUUAAACCUCAAUUAUCUAAGAACUGUCUUUGAAAUAUUUAAAUCAUGAGUAAAAUGUUUAAAUUUAGCAACACUGCCAAUCUUUUGAAUUAUGUAUCACGUGACUGAUUAAGUGCAUUCUUUAAUGGGAAAGUAUGACCAUUGAGAUACUUGCUUCAUUUGAUUUUAUUGUAUGGUCAGGGAGAAAAUAGAUUGUUUCCCCUUCAGGAUUCAUUUCUCUCUUCAUUAAAGAUGGUACAGUUGAAUAAGGUAGGGAAUGUUACAUGUUCCUUGUUUAUAUUUCAAUUCUUAUUUCUGUGUUUCAGUCAGAAUAAACAGCUCUUUGAUGAACAA